AUGCAUUUUUUUCUUUUUGAUCAAAACAUUACCCAUUACUUUGCUUGGUUGGUUGUCCUUUCACUUUGUUCACCAUUUUCUCCCACUUUUUAUCAGUUGUUUGAAGGAAGUACAAUGAAAUUCAAAGCAACAGUACGAGAUCGCCGGAUGUUAGUGGCCCUGUGUGAGGCAUGCCGCCGCUCGGAGAACGGUGGUGUCGUUUUAAAGCUUCACGCAUCACGGAUUCGUGUUUUCACGCGCACUCGGGCCGGGAGCGACAUACAGGUUGUUGCUGUUUGCCGCACAGAUGUUGUUUUUGGUGAAUUCAAGGCGCAGCUUGCUGGAAGGAACUCUAGAUCCAAGGCUGCGGCAGAGGACGAUGCAGAUGAUGGCGAUGCGAUAUACUGUGAAAUAGCGGACACAAGACGGCUGACACACGUGUUACGGCAGUCGGAACGUUGCCAAUUAAUCUCCAUCAAACUGUCGACCAACCAAAAACGUCGACCGGUACUUCGAGUGUCUCUGGGAGACACGCAGACAAACCUCGACGUAAGUCACGACGUCCCCGUGGAGGUGUUAGGGUCCAAUGAGGCAAGAAGCCUUAGUGCUCCCUCGCUAAGCUGUGCCGCGAGGCCGCUGGUGCUAGACGGACUUCUUGAACUGGCAACAUUUGUGGAUAGGGCCCGGUGCGCCUCCUGUGAGCAGGUUACAUUCUCCGCGUGGAAAAACAAAAGCAGCAGCAAAGGUAGUAAGGACUGCAACAAUGCUGGUUCACCUGUCUACACUCUCCUCAUUGAAGCAGAAUGCUUUCUCGGUAGUUUUGCUCUUGAAUACAAUUCCCUAACAGUGGCGAAGGAGGGCGAGGAAGAGGAAGAGGAAGAGGAGGAGGAGGAGGAGGAAGAGAAAGAAGGAGCCGAGGGGGCUCCAGGAACACCUGGCGACACCGAAAGCUUUGUGGAAGCGCAAGGAAGUAAACAGGGGCCUCUUUUAGCCAGCGUUACGGUAGAGGCGAGGGCGCUCGCACGGUUUUUGCCCAUUCGUGAUUUGACAGUGGAUUUCGUAUGGUUGUACCUCGAUCACCAAAAGGCAAUUGUCAUGUACAUCUGUGCCUCCGGAUGCACAAAGCUUUUGGGUUGCAUACCGGCUGUAACAAAUUGA
Messenger RNA from Trypanosoma brucei brucei TREU927, 1137 nucleotides. RefSeq lists its product as hypothetical. Gene Ontology annotation, biological process: mitotic intra-S DNA damage checkpoint signaling; meiotic DNA integrity checkpoint signaling; mitotic DNA replication checkpoint signaling. Lineage: Eukaryota; Euglenozoa; Kinetoplastea; Trypanosomatida; Trypanosomatidae. The record is from RefSeq and is a predicted model, not a curated record. The transcript has a single exon. Bases 1 to 1137 code for a protein of 378 amino acids. Gene Ontology annotation, cellular component: site of double-strand break; checkpoint clamp complex.